Molecule: messenger RNA, 210 nt
Organism: Prunus armeniaca (apricot)
Lineage: Eukaryota; Viridiplantae; Streptophyta; Magnoliopsida; Rosales; Rosaceae
Source: the annotation of a GenBank genome assembly
AUGAAUGUUGCCCUUUUGUUAUGGCUCAACGUGGGUGCUUACAGCGUGGGUGCUAGCAAAGAAGGAUUUGCAUCCAUCUUCCCAGGUUCUCUUUUCAUUGGUUUGCUCAAAUUGCUGGAAAGGUGCAUACGCCUCAGGCAUAGGUGGGGCAGGUUCUGGAAGCCUUUGACGUUUCUGCCACUGGAACCUUCAAAUCCUCCAGCCUUCUAA